Messenger RNA from Lingula anatina, 761 nucleotides. RefSeq lists its product as uncharacterized. The record is from RefSeq and is a predicted model, not a curated record. Lineage: Eukaryota; Metazoa; Brachiopoda; Lingulata; Lingulida; Lingulidae.
CUACAGCUUUGUCAAAAUGAAGGUUAAUUUGCAUAUUUUACCACAAGUGGGUUGAAGUGUCGUGUUGCUGGGGGUGUCGGUGGGAUAUAUAUAUAAGGGGACCCGCUGGGUAGAAGCCGCUAUCCUUCAACUCUGUGCAGGAACACUGACGCCUUCAACAUGAAAUUCCUUCUCGUCGUUGCUUUCAUCGGCUUUGCCGCUGCCGACAAGGGCUACAGCAACUGCUACCAAUGUGAAUACAACACCAGGGAUUCCAAUGCCGGGUUUGGUGCCUGCGCUGCCCCAAGUGAAGCCAGCGGUGUCGAUGUCUGGGAAUGUCCCUCGGGCACCUGUUACAGCCGUUACAACCCACUCACAGGAUUCGUGAUCCGUGGAUGUCUUGCCGGCGAGACCAACGUCGUCCCAGUCAUCAACGGCUGCACCAGAAAUGCUAAUGGCGAAGUCGUCUGCUCCUGCGCCGCCGGUCCAGUCCCAUGUAACGAUGACAACAUGGCCCCAUACUACGGUGAAAAAUACAGCUCUGGCUACGACGGUUACGGUAAAGGCUACGGUUACGGUCGUCCCUCUGGUUACGGCGGUAGCUAUGGCUACGGUCGUCCCUAUGGCUACGGUCGUCCCUAUGGCUAUGGAGGCCCUUACGGUUACGGCAAAAAGGUUUAUUAAGUUCACUGAUAACAGGGUUCUCAUUAGCUUUCGGGUGUAAUAUGUUGUAGGAUCACUCCUAUAUCUGGUUUACAAAAAUAAAGUUGAAAUCUCAGCUA